Molecule: messenger RNA, 3278 nt
Organism: Humulus lupulus (European hop)
Lineage: Eukaryota; Viridiplantae; Streptophyta; Magnoliopsida; Rosales; Cannabaceae
Exons: 3
Coding region: 2008-2601 (197 amino acids)
Source: RefSeq, a predicted model, not a curated record
GUAAAAAAAAAAAAAAUUUGGCGCGGAUGUUGAAAAUGAUGCUAUAUUAUUGAAAUUUAUUUAUGAAAAAUUUAUACUAGCAUCACUUUUUACAUUUUAUUUAUAAAACUAACAACCAAUUUUUUAAUUACAAAAAUAAUGAAAUUUAUCACCAAAUUUUAAAAUGAUAUUAUACUGAAAUCAAUAUUUUCCCUCAUUCUCCCUUGUUUGCACAACCAAAAGGCUCUCUCUCUCAACCCAUUCACAGCCAAGUUGUAGCAUGAGGAAUCGUAGCACUUGACAACCUCGAUGCCAAAGUCUCCCCUCUCACUACCAUCUGUUGAUGCACGUGUCCAUACAUGCAAAAAUAGUGUUACACCACUUCCAUCUUUUAAGCUCUGUUUCUGAUGCGCUUUAGCCACCCCAAUGUCAGAAAGUGGUACUAUUAGAACGAGCUUCUCAAGAGGAACAAAACUUGAUCACCUAAUCUGAUUAACUCGUUGUCUUUCUUAGCAAUGUGUAUUCCAACGACACUGAAGGUUGUUUGGAAUUAAGGGAAGUACAAACAUGACCUUCUUUUUGAGGGAAUCAUUUUGGCGUAUAGCAAGCUUAGGUCCACAACCAUCCUUGAAGAAGAUGAUUCGAAGAAUCAAACUUGUUAUGUUUCAAAAGUAUUGUUUUGGUUACUUUUAAAUUUUGGUUAACAAAAAAUGAUCAAAAUUUAAAAAGUAACCAAAAUAAUGAGUUACGAAAAAGUAACUAAAGCAAUAAACUUUUUUAUGUUAUUUUCAAUUUGAAAGUUACGAAAAAGUACCCAAAAUAAGAUACAUUGUAAAUAGUAACUAAUAUAGUUACUAAACGAUAAUAAAAAUGAUUAGUUAUUUUUUUAAUUCUAAGAGUUACCAAAAAGUAACCGAAGUAAUAUAAUUCAUAUUUUAAAAACUAAAAUGCAAUACAUUACUGAAAUUAAUAAAAAUAAUAAUUUUUUAAAAAUGUAAGUGUUAUACCAUGUUUCCGAGAAAAAAGAAUUAUGCCCAGAGAGUGAGCUCAGAGAUAGCACAAUAAGCUCAUAAUUAAAUGUUAUUACUAUUAAUAACAAUUUUGUAAUUACAAAGUAAUAUAUUAUUUCAGUUCAAAGCAAUGUAAUUAGCUUGAAGGAAUAACUUAUAUAUGCCAGCUCGAAGAAUAUCGACACUUGCUCGAUAUCGUGUUUAAAAGCGUAAGGAAGCAGUAUUCAGAUAAACUAUCCCUAUUUUUAAGGGAUUAAUUAAGAUAUUAUGUUGUUGACUAGGUAGUUUGUAAUUCAAAUUCAAAAAAAGAUAUUUGUGUAACUUCUCCAUAAAAUCGUGGAGGAGAGUAUCUCUAACCGAGUCUAUCAAUACCUAGACCCUAGUAUUGUAAUGAAACUCUGUAAAAUUGCUUUGAGCUUUAACACAAAAAUAUUAAUAAAAGUGACUCGUGGAUUAAGUCGAUUUAACUAUUGAACCACGUAAAAUCCCUUGUGUUUUUCUUUAUUCUUUAAGAAUAGUUUAUUUCUACUUAAUUUCUCUUUAUUUUAUUUGAUGACAACUUCUGUCAAUAGAUUCGUGCUUUCAUUAAGAGCAUUAAUAAAUCGAAUAGACCUCUCACAAAAGUGUCUUUUUUCAUUAUUGCAAUGGCUGCACCCACUGGAAAUGUCCCUGAUCUGGAGGUGGACGACCACUCCCAAGGAUAUUUGAGGAGACCUCACCGCAGGAUGAAGAAUACCCCAAACGGGCUGACAAGUAGCCCUUGAAUGAUGAUCGGACUCUAGAUGAAGGGAGUGCCUCCACAACCCCACGUGACCCAGGGUAGAGCUCGAGAUAACCUCGACAGGAUUAUUAUGACCCUACAAGGUAUAUCCCUACAGUUGAACUCAAAAACCAGCGGCUACGAGAAAGGCUGACUGAGGCCACCCGACUGAAUAAAGAGAUGGUGAGAAGGGUUGUUGAAGCUCAAGUAGCCCCCAGAAGAGCCAGGAGGCGACCUCGAGGGAGUACUGCUGCUUGAAUGGUGGACGCAUUCAGUCAGAUCCUAACGUUUAUUAAGGGGGAACUGAGGGGCUCCAAGGAAGAUUCAGACUCAGAGUCAUUGGAUAUUCCUCUGGACUGUGUUGAUGAUCCAACCACACCUCCUACCAUCAUUGUGACACUUGAUGCUGCGACUCCGAGAGUCGUUAUUGUCAACCCUGAGGAUGUUGUUGGGGUUCGGUUUCAGAGGACUAGAAGCCAAAGACGCAAGCCAGAUUGGUUUGAGGACUACACUGAUCCCACGAGGAAAAAACCUCGCACUGAUGCAGCUGCACCAGAAGAGGAGGCUACACAGGUGUUGGAUCCUCUCAAGAAGACAGAUCGCAAACAGUAUAGGACAGUGUCCAAGUGGUUGCUUGGAGACAUCCCCAACAAGACCCCGAGGGAUGUAAAAACUGGGAAUCACGGUCCAGCAUGGUUUCUAGCGUGGAAGACACCCCAGUCGUGGUUCAAUGAUGGGCAUAUUAAUGCGGCAGAACACAUGCUUUGUAUGCGUCGCAGGUAUUUUCCCAAUACAUAUCGACAUAAUGGAGUUGUGGUGAACAUUUAUUUCCCACAAGUGAUACCUGCUUGAUAUGAUCAGUACAAGAAAAUUUCUGACAAAAAAAAGUACACGUGGGAUUCUGACGUUAUGCCCAUGUUGACCAGCAUCGAGCAGCAGUUUCUGGCAUCUUGGGGAGGAGUUGAGGAUGUAUAUUGGUGCCAGAACUAUGAACAACAAUAUUGGUUUUCCAUUGAGGCUUCUAUUUCUAGUUGGACUCUCACUGUUUAUGAUUCAGACGACUCGGUGAUUAGUGACACAAAGCUGGAGGAAAUUAUGAAUCCAUAGUGAUUUUUGCUUCCUUCUCUGUUGAUGCAGAGUAAACUGUUCACUGAUAGCUUGAUGUUGAAGAUUCCUGCAGCAGGAAAGAGGCCGCAUCAGUUCACAUGGUGUCAAAAACAGAAACACGAGCUUACUCAGUCAAAGAGAAGUGGGGAUUGUGGUGUGUAUGUUUUCAAGCAUAUUGAGAAUCUCAUGGCCGACCUUCCAUUGGAAACCACCUGCGAUGAAAAUAUAGAGGUGUUCUGGAACAAGUGGACCACAUACUUGUGGUAUCAAAAUUUGUGGUAUAUAUAGGGUCUUUACAUGUGCAGUUUUUUGUUCACAUUUUUUUGUAACUUUAAUAUGGUUGUUAUAGAGCUAUAUUGAACAUUAUUGAACUAAUAUCGAACUGUUAUCGAACUAAUAUCGAGCUUCAAUCGAGCAAUAUC